AUGAAGCGAGUUGGUGUUAUCGGCUAUGGCCACUUGGGCCAAUUUCUUGUGGCUGAGCUCAAUCGACUGGACGAGUUCGAAGUUAUUCGAAUAUGGAACAGAACUGCAGAUAAAAAUAAAGGCAUUCUACCGUUGGAUCAAAUUGUAGCAGAAAAUUUGAGCGAUAUCGAUCUGGUUGUUGAGGUGGCACAUCCUACGAUUAUAAGCGAAUAUGCAGAAGUCAUUCUGAAUAGUUGUGAUCUGUUCGCGCUUACCGUUACCAUGAUCAAGCAUCCAUCGUCAUUCAAACCUGAAUCGCCUCUCAAGGAGCUUAACGAGGAAGCCAAGUUGGAAACCGAAAAAGCAACAGUUUUAUAUGAAGGUUAUUCUCUACUAUGCACUAAAAACAGGAUAUUACUAGCAAAAAUCCGUGAUCUCGUAAAAUGCACAUGGCUGCGCUGA
This is a messenger RNA of Strongylus vulgaris, 441 nucleotides long. The record is from the annotation of a GenBank genome assembly. Lineage: Eukaryota; Metazoa; Nematoda; Chromadorea; Rhabditida; Strongylidae.